Messenger RNA from Ostreobium quekettii, 426 nucleotides. The record is from the annotation of a GenBank genome assembly. NCBI's taxonomy places the organism in Eukaryota, Viridiplantae, Chlorophyta, Ulvophyceae, Bryopsidales, Ostreobiaceae.
AUGAAGAGGUUCUCCGCCAAGACGAGGGCCGAGCAGGUUCUCGUGGGGAGAGUGGCAAGAAGGUUCAGCAUGGAAGACAUUGCAGACAUCAAAGACCAAUUCAUGCACGUAGAUAUAGAUAGAGACGGCAGCGUUACUCUCCAAGAAUUGGAGCAGGCCGUGGACAAGAUAAGGUCAGCGUCGGAUGGGGGCAUGUAUAGGAAGUCCAACUACUUGGUGGACGCGUUCCUGGGAGCGGAUGCUGAUUGCGAUGGAAAAGUAGACUACAUGGAAUUUGUGGCGGCGACCAUCAACCUGAGGCAGAGAUCUUUCCAAAACCCCUCCAAAGUGAAGCGGAAGGUCAGGGAGGCCUUCGAUGCCAUUGACACUAACGAAGAUGGCUACAUCGAUGCCGAGGAACUAGAAGUGGUGCGAGGGUGCAACUAA